AUGUUCGCUUACAUCGUGACAUACUUCGCUAUCAAAGGACUUCUAUGUCAAACCAUUACGAACUACCUUUCUGAAAUUGAAUCUAACUAUCGGUUUCAUAGCAUUGUUUUCAUAGCUCCUAAUCGUACUAUUUUGGAUAUCUUCGAUAUGAGUAAUUUCAAAACACCAAUAAUCUAUCUGACCAAUGACUGGGAAAUGCAGGUUGAGGAUUUUCUCGACUUAAAUAAUCUUUUCGUUGUUUUCAUGGCAAAUAAUGAACUUCUCUCCGAACGCCGAGUGUUCGCUCAUUCUAAAAGCAUGGUAAUCACAGUCAGCUGGCAUGAAAGCGGACCUCCUGAGGUUUUAACUUAUAACCCAUUUCCUCAGUUGAAAGUUACAAGGGUCAAGAGUACACAACACCCGUUCGAAAAGGCUCAUCUUAAUCUGAUGGGUUAUCCAAUUCGUUCAUUUAUUGCACAGGAUCCUCCGCGAGCAUUCAAAUACAUCAAUCGAUAUGGAAGAAAGAUUUAUGCUGGAAAUGGACUAAACACUGUAUUAGCGUUUGUGGGGAAACAUAAUGGAACCUUUGUGGAUACCAACGCCAACCAGAACAAGGACAUUGAUGAUCACGUGCUACAUCGUUUAAUUGACGACAAAGAAGUCGAUAUUACUGCACAUCCAUAUCAGUUACGUAUAGUUUUUGUAUCCUACAGUUAUCCUGUUAAUCAAGACAAAAUUUGCCUUAUGGUAAAAGCAGCUCAAGAAAUUCCAGCUCCGCUGUACAAUAUUUUACCAUUUGAAGAAACCACUUGGUAUUCCAUCUUCGGUUCUAUUCUGAUUUUCCUUCUUGUUCAUUUUCUGGUAAAGCUCACAUUUGGGAGGGGGGUCGAUUUCGUAGUAGAUAUUACUGAUUGUCUCAGAAUCAUCAUGGCAACCAUCCCUAAAAUGGGUAUUUACAGCCGAUCCUGGCAGAGUAGAGUUAUUUUCAUAUUUCUGAUAUAUUACGGUGUUAUUAUCACAAGUCUCUAUCAAUCAACCCUCACCAGUCUUUACACAACUAAAGUCUAUGGAAAAGAGAUGGAAUCUGCAGAGGAUAUGAUCAAGGCUAACUUGACUAUAAUGGUCCACAAGAGUAGGUGGUAUCUUCUAAUUAGCUUCAUUGAGCCACCAGUUUUUCGAAAACAGUUUUUACCCGUUGAAACGGAUAUCAUUCAACAUCAUUGGAAAGCUCUCGACACAAAUUACGGAUACGUUGUUAGCUCUGAAAAGAUUGUUUGGAUAUUGGGACCACAAGCGUUCUCUAAGCGAGCUUUAUUCAGAUCACCGAUAUACUGCUUCUUCCCAAUAUCACUGAUGCUUGGCAUGCAGUAUCUUUCACCAUUCGAAGAGUCCUUGGACAGAGUGAUUUUGCAAUCUUAUCAGGCAGGUUUGCGCGAUAAGUGGUUAAAAGAUGCUUUUGAUCAAAGCGUUGAGGGUGGUUUAACAAAAAGGAAAAUUCUGGUAGAGAAUAAAUAUAAACCGUUGAUUUGGGAGAAUCUGGAAUAUUUUUGGAUUCUUUGGUCUGGAGGAAUGAUUCUAUCCAUUGUGUGUUUCUCAAUUGAAGUGUGCAUUAGCAAAAUAAGGAAAAUGUCUUUUGUUUGCAUUCCUCAUUAA
Molecule: messenger RNA, 1632 nt
Organism: Hermetia illucens (black soldier fly)
Lineage: Eukaryota; Metazoa; Arthropoda; Insecta; Diptera; Stratiomyidae
Exons: 2
Coding region: 1-1632 (543 amino acids)
Source: RefSeq, a predicted model, not a curated record